AAUAUGCUGUUGAAUUCAGUUUGCUAGUAUUUGUUGAUGAGGUUUAUAUCAGUGCUCGAAAGGGAUAUUGGUCUCUAGUUUUCUUAUGGUAUCUUACUUCGACUUUGGUAUCAGAGUAAUGCUGGCCACAUAGAAUGAGUUUGGAAGUCUUCACUCCUCUUCAUUUCUUUGGAAGAGUUUGAGGAGGAUUAUGUGAAUUCUUAAACCUGUGAUAGAAUUCACCACAGACACUAUCUGGUCUUAGGCCUUUAUUUGUUGGAAGGUUUUGGAUUACAGAUUCAGUCAACCUACUAGUUAUGGGUCUGUUCAGGUUUUCUUUCUUUAUGAUUCAGUCUUAGAAGGUUGUGUGUUUCUUAGAAUUUGUCUGUUUUAUCCAAUUUAUCGGCAUGCAGUUGUCCAUACUACUCUCUUAUAAUCCUUUUUAUUUCUCUAUAAUUGGUAGUAAUGUGGCCCCUGUCAUUUCUGAUUUUAGUUACUUGAGUCUUGUUUUUCCCCUAGUCAGUCCAACUAAAAGUUUGUCAGUUUUGUCAAUCUUUUUGAAGAACUAACUCUUGGUUUUGUUGAUUCUAUUAUUUUUCUAUGUAUUUUGUUGAUCUCUACUUCAGUAUAUUCUUUUUCCUAGCUUUGGGUUUAGUUAGCUCUUUGUCUAGUUUGUUCACAUGUAAAGUUAGGUUGUUGAUUUGCAAUCUUUCUUUUUUAAUGUAAGCAUUAACAGCUUUACAUUUCUCUUUUAGCACUGCUUUUGAUGUAUCCCAUACUUUUUGGCUGGGAAUCUAGGUGUGAGACUGAAGAAUUAACCUCAAAGCAAGAUAUUUAUGAAGCACAAUCAUCCCAGAAGAUUCUAGAAAAACUUACAAGCUGUGGCCUUGAGUAUUCCAGUUUAAGAGAAGAAUGGAAAUGUGAGGACCAUUUUGAGACACAGCCAGUAAAUCAGAAGUCAUGUUUCAAGGAAGAGACAAUCACUCAUGAAGAAGCCCUUGUUAAUAAAAGAGCACAAGAAUAUAACAAAUCUUGGGGAAAUUUCCAUCCGAACACACUGCUUCAUACACAACAGAUAACCACCAAAGAGGAGAAAGUACAUAAACAUGAUACACAUAAGAAAAGCUUUAAAAAAAAUUUAAUGGCCAUUAAGCCCAAGAGUAUCUAUACAGAGAAAAAACUUUUGAAAUGUAAUGACUGUGAAAAAGUCUUUAGCCAGAGCUCAUCUCUUACUCUUCAUCAAAGAAUUCAUACUGGAGAGAAACCAUAUAAAUGUGUAGAAUGUGGAAAAGCCUUCAGCCAGAGAUCAAAUCUUGUUCAACACCAGAGGAUUCAUACUGGAGAGAAACCCUAUGAAUGUAAGGAAUGUAGGAAAGCCUUCAGUCAGAAUGCACACCUAGUUCAGCAUCUGAGAGUUCAUACUGGAGAAAAACCUUAUGAAUGCAAAGUGUGUAGGAAAGCCUUUAGCCAAUUUGCUUACCUUGCUCAACAUCAGAGAGUUCAUACUGGAGAGAAGCCUUAUGAAUGUAUUGAAUGUGGAAAAGCAUUUAGCAAUAGAUCAUCCAUUGCUCAACACCAGAGAGUUCAUACUGGUGAGAAACCUUAUGAAUGUAAUGUCUGUGGGAAAGCAUUUAGCCUUCGUGCAUACCUUACUGUACACCAGAGAAUACAUACUGGAGAGAGACCCUAUGAAUGUAAGGAAUGUGGGAAGGCUUUCAGCCAGAAUUCACAUCUUGCUCAACAUCAGAGAAUUCAUACUGGAGAAAAACCUUAUAAAUGUCAAGAAUGUAGGAAAGCAUUCAGCCAGAUUGCCUACCUUGCCCAACAUCAAAGAGUUCAUACUGGAGAGAAACCCUAUGAAUGUAUUAAGUGUGGGAAGGCUUUUAGCAAUGACUCAUCCCUUACUCAGCAUCAGAGAGUUCAUACUGGAGAGAAGCCUUAUGAAUGUAACGUUUGUGGAAAGGCUUUCAGUUACUGUGGAUCCCUUGCCCAACAUCAGAGAAUUCAUACUGGAGAGAGACCCUAUGAAUGUAAGGAAUGCAAGAAAACUUUCAGGCAGCAUGCACACCUUGCUCAUCAUCAGAGAAUCCAUCUUGGGGAGUCACUCUCACCACCCAAUCCAGUCAAUCACCAAGUUCUCUAGACACUAUCUCAUAAAUAUAUCCAGAAUUUAUGUUCUUUUUUUUCUAUCUCUAAAGUCACCAUAGAUUCAUCUCACCUCAAUCACCAUACGGUAGCUUUCCAAGAGGUCUUCCUAUAUCAACUUUUGAUCCCCUUAAAUUCAUUCCCACCAUGCCCCAAACUGCUUUUUUUGAGUAUAAGAAUACAUCACUGCCUCCAGUUAAAACUUUUUUUUCUUUUUUGGCUUAUUAUUUUCUUAAGCUAACAUCCUCAGUCUUUAAAUUGUCUAUGAGGUGCUUCAUUAUCUGGUUCUUACAUACCUUUCAGUCUUAUUUAUUCCAGUCUCCUUCACUGAGCACUAGGCACUUCCCAGGACUAAGAGCUUAGAUUCUGGAAAAUCAGCUCUACAACUGCUGUGGCAUUGUACGACUUUGAGUAAUUUGUUUGACUUAUCUAAACCUCAGGGUUUUCUUUAAUUCUUAAAAUAGGGAUAAUAAAGGAUACUGUAUUGUAGAACUGUGAUUAUUAAAUGAUAUAGUGUCUGUUGUAGACUGAUGCAUAUAAAGGAAUAAAUUUGCAUGUAAAGUGCUUCACGUAGCACAUCAAUUAUAGCAGAUAUUCAAUAAAUCAUAAUAGCUAACGUGUA
Molecule: messenger RNA, 2746 nt
Organism: Herpailurus yagouaroundi (jaguarundi)
Lineage: Eukaryota; Metazoa; Chordata; Mammalia; Carnivora; Felidae
Gene: ZNF570
Product: zinc finger protein 570
Exons: 2
Coding region: 746-2122 (458 amino acids)
Biological process (GO): regulation of transcription by RNA polymerase II
Cellular component (GO): chromatin; transcription regulator complex; PcG protein complex
Molecular function (GO): DNA-binding transcription factor activity, RNA polymerase II-specific; RNA polymerase II cis-regulatory region sequence-specific DNA binding
Source: RefSeq, a predicted model, not a curated record